This is a messenger RNA of Spinacia oleracea (spinach), 918 nucleotides long. RefSeq lists its product as uncharacterized. Lineage: Eukaryota; Viridiplantae; Streptophyta; Magnoliopsida; Caryophyllales; Amaranthaceae. The record is from RefSeq and is a predicted model, not a curated record. Bases 1 to 918 code for a protein of 305 amino acids. The transcript has 2 exons.
AUGAACUCUGAUUCAAAUUCUUCUAGUUCAUCUAGUUCAGGGUUAUUUGACUACAUGGUGAACGACUUUGUAGAGUGGCAUGAAUCAAUUACUGAAAGGCGAAAAGAAGAUGAAUGGAUCGAGGAAGCGAUCAAUACAUCUGUUGUUCCCCUUGUAACCUCUACUUACCAGGUCCCCUUCACUCCUGAACCUACGUACCAAAGGUGGUAUGUACCAAGAGAUCGAGAAGAUUCUGAUAUACGGUUAUAUAACGACUACUUUAGUCCCCGACCAUUGUACACAGACGAUAUGUUUCGCCGACAAUUUCGCAUGCGUAAAAAUGUUUUCACACGCAUUGUGAACCAGCUAAGAGAAAGUAAUGUUUACUUUCAACAAAGGCCAAAUGCCACCGGAAGACUAGGUGCAUCCCCCCUCCAAAAAUGCACUGCAGCAAUUCGAAUGUUAGCAUACGGUACAUCAGCCGAUGCAGUUGACGAAUAUCUUAAAAUGGCGUCAAGUUCUGCAAGGGAAUGUCUCUCUCACUUUGUUGAAGGGGUCGUCUCUGAAUUUGGACCGGAGUACUUGAGGAGGGCGAAUACUACGGAUACUGAGCGACUCCUCCGGGAAAGUCAUAUUCGUGGAUUUCCUGGUUCUUGUAAUGAUAUAAAUGUCCUCCAGCGGUCGUCGGUGUUCUCUGAUAUUUGUGAGGGUAGAGCUCCAGAUGUUAGCUUCAAUGUCAAAGGAAAUACAUACAAUAUGGGAUAUUAUCUUACCGACGGGAUCUAUCCAAAAUGGGCAACAUUUAUCCCAGCAAUCAAACAUCCACAGACCGGUAAGCACAAAUUAUUUACCAAGAAGCAAGAGAGUUACCGAAAGGACGUUGAACGUGUCUUUGGAGUGUUACAAGCUCGAUUUGCAAUAAUACGUCACCAGGUCUAG